Molecule: messenger RNA, 1960 nt
Organism: Archocentrus centrarchus (flier cichlid)
Lineage: Eukaryota; Metazoa; Chordata; Actinopteri; Cichliformes; Cichlidae
Product: SUN domain-containing protein 5-like
Exons: 8
Coding region: 559-1656 (365 amino acids)
Cellular component (GO): nuclear envelope; meiotic nuclear membrane microtubule tethering complex
Molecular function (GO): protein-membrane adaptor activity
Source: RefSeq, a predicted model, not a curated record
CUGUGAGUCCGGAGCGGAGCCGCUGUUUGGCGAGCCGCUGUCUGUGAGCGGGCCAUAGUAAACCAUAGUGAAUUUUCGUAAGUGAAGAGAUUGCUUCAAUUAAUAUACUAAACAACACUAACCUAGAAGUGAACGACCAAAGACUCUGCCGAUGAAUACAGAACGACGAAUACAGGCGAUCGGCAUAUGAGCUGCUGGUCACCUAGGCAACCUGGCAUAGCCACAGUGUGACCAGCUGACACCUUGAUAGCGAUGCGCGACGGCAAAUAGUUUUUUUGUUUGUUUGUUUUUGCGACGGGCAAAUAGUUUCCGGUGUGCACGCGGCUUUCCUGUGUUCACACCUGUUCACAACGUGUGCGCGCACUCGCCCACGUGUUGGAAUAUUCUACGUCAUAAUGACGUCCUUUGUUGACAGCCUUUAUCUGUGCGUUGUGAAGUGGGAGGGAGUCCAUACGCUGAACCUUGGCUGCUAUUUCAGUUUAUUGUUUACAGCGAGAAAUCAUACGGAUUUUCCUGGAUUCACGACUUCCACUACAGAACUAAUAAUUUGUUAAAGCAAUGCUGAGAAGAAGCAGUCGUUUACAGUCAAACGGCUACUAUGGCUGUGAUGGGAAACCAGUCAUCUCCUACAAGGAGACAAUGUACAGGUUUUUCAAAAGGUGCAAAUCUCAUUUACGUCCCAGAUUUGAUGGAUCACCAGAUACAGAACUGGGUACAGAACGGUAUACACCACCGUAUACACGACCGUAUACAGAACUGUAUACAUCACUGUAUAAAGAACUUGAUCCGGCAAUAGAUAAGCCCGAUCAAACUGGUCCUGCAAAUUGGCCAUGGAGGACGAUGGCUUUCGUCCUGUUCUUGUGUUUUGGAGUCUUUUUGACUCUGGCUGUCCCCACUGGGUUCUCCAUCACCACUGUGAAAAAGGUCUUCACUGGGAGCUCCGAAGAUGUGUGGAUACACCUCAAGGAGGUCCGAGGGGAACUGGAGGAACUCAAGGAGCUCCGAGGAGAACUGAAGGAACUCAAGGAGCUCCGAGGGCAAAUGAAGAAACUCAAGGAGCUCCAAGAGGAACUCAAGGAGAAAAUGGUGCUCCUUCAUCCAUUAUCGGACACGAUGGCCAAUUUUGCCCUGGAGAGACUAGGAGCCAGGAUAUUAACUGAAAAGACUUCAGAGUCCUAUCCUCCAGAAGUGCCAGGAUUGACCCUGUUUGGGUUUACAGUGGUAAGUGCCAAACGGCCUCCACCUGUAAGCCCGAGAACCCUUCUUCAGGGAUGGGCACCAAAUAGUCCGGGGCAGUGCUGGGCCUUUAAAGGUUCAAAGGGACAGCUGUCAGUCGAGCUGUCCCACAGCAUAUAUGUCAGCCAUGUGUCAAUCGGGCACAUACCAAAGAACAUAUCCCCAUAUGGAACCAGAUCAAGUGCUCUGAGGAUGUUCUCAGUGUUUGGAAAUCAAAAUAUCGAGGAUCCAAAAAUCUACCUGGGUACCUUUGAGUAUGAUGCCAGUGGAAGGCCACUUCAGUUAUUUAAGAUGGCGGGUCAUGAAAGAGAUGUGGUGAAGUACCUGACACUGAAGAUACACAGCAACUGGGGCAACCACAAUUAUACAUGUAUUUAUAGCUUUAGGGUUCAUGGAAAGAAGGCACUCAGUGACCUUUAAAGGCUGUAGAGACAUGUAGGAAUAUAUUGAAUAUAAAAAUGAAUAAGAAAAGAAAGAAAUUAUGUGAAGAUCAAUCAGAUUGGACUAGUUCAGUGUUUGCAGUCUGAUUCACCUCACCCUCCAACCGGUCGAGGCAGAUAACCGCCCCUCCCCGAGUCUGGUUCUGCUGGAGGUUUCUUCCCGUUGAAAGGGAGUUUUUCCUCCCCGCUGUCGCUAAAUGCUUGCUCGAAGGGGAUCGUCAGAUUGUUGGGAGUUUCCUUUCUUUUCUCAUUCAAUCAUCCUUUGAGAUGAUUUUUUUUUUUCA